CCUACCUGCAGUCCAACCAGGUGAUGGGUUGGGGAGAAAAGGCCAUAGAGCUGAGGUCGGCCAACACUGGGAACCUGGAAGGAGUUUUYAUGCACAAAAAGACCCAGAAGCUGAAGUUCUUGUGUGAGAGGAACGACAAGGUGUUCUUUGCCUCGGUGCAGUCAGGAGGCAGCAGUCAGAUUUACUUCAUGACGCUCGGACACAACUCUCUGUUCAGCUGGUAACACGUGGACCUGGACCCUCUGAGGGGGACUGCUUGGGUCCAGCCUGGCUCCGGUUCAGUUUAGUUUUCACCCUGAAAGAGGACGAGUCCAUGRUGACUCGYCCUGCUUGAAUCCAUCCUGCCGUCCUGGACUACUGAAGCCUGUUUGUCUGUCUCUUCACAACACACAUGCUAUGUUCACUCACAGGUGUAGUGUCCUGCUGUCUCACCUGGACGUCUGAGGGAACAGGUGUCUUUGUGAGUCUUUACCAGGAGAUCAUGGCCAGAGGUGUAUGUGCGUGGAGCAGAAGGACGUCUGCUGAUGAGAUCAAUCUGUUUUUGUCCUUUARAAGAGUUUCCUUUAACCAUGUGCUCCAAACCUCUGCUUGUCUUUCCUCAGGUUCUGUUCACACGGCAGGUUUUAAGACCCAGUUCAGAGGUUUCUGUGUGUUCAGUACCRUUCUAACUGAAAUGACCUCCAUCAGACAGUCCUGAAGCAGAAUGAUGUCACACUCUGCRCAGRCUUUACAGCUGUAAACMUGGAUGCUACAUGUUAGCAUGUGUUGACCCRUCACAACCAGUUGCAUUAUGGUCUGUUGUGAUGGUUUGCUCCAUUGUUUCCCUCAGCUGCUUCCUGCCUGCAGGAGCAGGAGGCCACGUCUGGAGAAGAGAACAGUCCAGCCUGGUUCUGGUCCAACGUGUUGCUCUACUGCUGUUAGCAGUCAGUUCUGUCUUCAGUCGUUUCAAAAAGAAACAACCAGAYUUSUGUUCUGCAGCUGARGACCWGCAGAGUUUAGACUGCAGGAUGUUGGGAAGAAGAUCCAGAUCCAUCUGGAUCCCUGUAGUCCACUGAGCCCUGAGCSUUCAGACUGAGGUCUGUGAGAAACAUCAGAUGGUUCUGAUUUAGUUCCAGCUUUGAACAGAAUCAGAUUGAAUCCCUGUUGCCUGCAGUGUGAACACAGCCUUAGAGUCUUUGUGUUUUACAUCAGUUUUAUAAACUCUUUAAAUACAAAAAACUCUUAAGGUUUCAGCCCCUUCAUGUCACAUUUUCUUUUACUUUUUUUUCCUUGCUCAUUAUUAAAAUAAUUUCCUUUUAUCUGAUUUGUAGAUCUGGACUCGUACUUAUCAAACUUCUUAGAGUGGAUUUUUAGACUUAGGUGCUGAAAAUGUCUUAAAUUUGCUUCUACUGUCAGACUUAAGUGUAAACCAGUUAUCACAACUCUUCAGACUAAGAAUCACUCUUACUCUCCUGAAAAGUUAAGACGGCUCUUAACAUUUCCUCAAGCUCUGAGACAAAAAAUAUUGAAGCUGAGUUUUUUAAAUCAGAUUUUUUUUCUAUAUUUCUGUGUGCAUGUAAAACAUAGUGAAAUGUGCUGAAAAUCCAUGUAAUCAGUACAACUUAUGUAUGAAGAUUAAUGUGCUUAUUGUGAACUUGUGAUUUUCACAUUUUUUCCACUCAGAAUCUUCUUGAACAUGAAAUCCGAGGCAGUGAUUGGUCCAUGUCAGGUUUU
Messenger RNA from Austrofundulus limnaeus, 1713 nucleotides. RefSeq names its product mitogen-activated protein kinase kinase kinase kinase 4. Gene Ontology annotation, cellular component: cytosol. Lineage: Eukaryota; Metazoa; Chordata; Actinopteri; Cyprinodontiformes; Rivulidae. The record is from RefSeq and is a predicted model, not a curated record.